Messenger RNA from Pediculus humanus corporis (human body louse), 207 nucleotides. RefSeq lists its product as uncharacterized. NCBI's taxonomy places the organism in Eukaryota, Metazoa, Arthropoda, Insecta, Psocodea, Pediculidae. The transcript is spliced from 3 exons. The coding region runs from base 1 to 207 and encodes 68 amino acids. The record is from RefSeq and is a predicted model, not a curated record.
AUGGUUAUCGAUUCUCCAAUAAUUAUUGUUUUGCCAAAAUGUACAACCAUAGGGUCUAUAAGGUUACCUAUCCGUAGCGGGCGUUCAACCGAAACAAAGCAUGCCGAUGAAUUUAAUAAUCAGUGCAAUAACCCCUUGUUGGAUCGAAGUCACAAAAUCGAAAACCAAAAAAAUCUUUUCGCGCAAAAGGAAUCGCGAAUGGUAUAA